Messenger RNA from Dermochelys coriacea (leatherback sea turtle), 3666 nucleotides. RefSeq names its product staufen double-stranded RNA binding protein 1 (gene STAU1). NCBI's taxonomy places the organism in Eukaryota, Metazoa, Chordata, Testudines, Dermochelyidae. The record is from RefSeq and is a predicted model, not a curated record. Bases 516 to 2663 code for a protein of 715 amino acids. The transcript has 17 exons.
CUGCUCAGGCGCGGUGCCGUCACUUCCUCCCCAGCCGGACCUGCCCCCGGCGUUCAUUCUCUUUAGUGUUUGCCCUGUGUCCGCCGCCUCCCUCCGCCACUGCGAUUCGCCCCCCCCCCCUUCCCAGACCCCCUCCCCGCCUCGGGACCCGGCCAAUGGACUGAGACGCCCGCCUGCCCGCCCGCAGCACCAGCCGGCCCGGGAGCCGCAGCCCAGGCAGCCAGAUGUCACCAAAACCCUGCUGCACCGCAGACUUUCUCUGAGACCUUGGGCAAGUCACUUAGGCACUCUGUUCCCUAUCUAUAAAAUGAGAUAAUAGCACUCCGUAUUUCACAGGGACAUUGUGAAAGAUUGUGAGGCAGGCUUUCUCCAACAUAAAUACUCUCCCUGGAACUAAAACCAAAACUUCACUGUCCCUGGAUCACCUAAAGGUAGACCAUUAGGCUCCAUCGCACUGAAUUAACCUGCAUUCAAAGCUGUCUACCUGCAGUAAUUCGCUUUGGUUGCAAGUGAACAUGUCUCAAGUUCAAAUUCAGAAUCCAUCUGCUGCUCUCUCAGGGAGCCAAAUCUUGAAUAAGAACCAGUCUCUUUCGCAGCCUUUGAGUAUUCCUUCUACCACUAGUUCUCUGCCCUCUGAAAAUGCAGGUAGACCUCUUCAAAACUCUGCUUUACCUUCUGCAUCUGUUACAUCCACCAGUGCAGCUGCAGCUCCUUCUAACAUGGCAAACCCCAAAGAGAAAACCCCAAUGUGUCUUGUGAAUGAGUUAGCCCGUUUCAACAAGAUUCAGCCUGAGUAUAAGCUUUUGAGCGAGCAAGGUCCAGCUCACUCUAAGGUGUUUACAGUGCAGCUGACUCUUGGGGACCAGCACUGGGAAGCUGAAGGAACUAGUAUUAAAAAAGCUCAACAUGCGGCAGCUGCCAAAGCUUUGGAAGGGACAAAAUUUCCUAAACCUACAGCUCGCCCGUCUCGUAGUGAAGGAAAGAAUCCAGGUAUUUUCCAGGACAGGCUCUUUAAAAAUGUGUAUAGGAUACCCACAUCUGAACUUGAUAGUGUAACCCCCACAGUGGAGCUAAAUGCUCUUUGCAUGAAGCUGGGAAAGAAACCUAUGUACAAACCUAUUGACCCUUACACAGGGAUGAGAUCUACCUACAACUAUAAUAUGAGAGGUGGUGCUUAUCCUCCACGGUACUUUUACCCAUUUCCUGUUGGACCCUUACUUUAUCAAGUUGAGCUCUCUAUUGGAGGACAGCAGUUUCAUGGGAAAGGAAGAACAAGACAGGCUGCUAAGCAUGAUGCAGCUGCUAAAGCACUGAAAAUUCUGCAAAAUGAGCCCCUGCCUGAGAAACCAGAGGUUAAUGGAAAAGAACCAGAUGAUGAAAAUCUCAAUAAAUCUGAAAUAAGCCAAGUGUUUGAGAUUGCACUUAAAAGGAACUUGCCUGUGAAUUUUGAGUUUUUCCCUCUGAAACAGGUGACAAAGGAAAGUGGUCCUCCCCAUAUGAAGAGCUUUGUAACUAAGGUGUUCGUUGGAGAAUUUAUGGGUGAAGGUGAAGGAAAGAGCAAGAAGAUCUCAAAGAAAAAUGCUGCAAUAGCGGUCCUAGAGGAACUGAAAAAACUGCCACCCCUCCCUAUGGUUGAGAAAAUGAAGCCACGAAUCAAAAAGAAAACAAAAUCAAUAGUGAAGCUGCAAACAAGCCCAGAAUAUGGCCAAGGAAUGAAUCCCAUUAGCAGACUUGCUCAGAUACAGCAGGCCAAAAAAGAGAAGGAGCCAGAGUACAUGCUCAUCACAGAACGUGGUCUUCCAAGGCGCAGGGAGUUUGUUAUGCAGGUGAAAGUUGGCAUGCACACAGCUGAAGGAAUGGGAACGAAUAAGAAAGUGGCUAAACGCAAUGCAGCUGAAAACAUGCUGGAGCUUUUAGGUUUCAAAGUCCCCCAACCUCAACCCCCAAAGCCAGCACUAAAGACAGAAGAGAAGACACCAGUAAAGAAACCAGGCGAUGGAAGAAAAGUAACCUUCUUUGAACCAGGCACUGAAGAAACUUCAUCUAGUAAUAAAGAUGAUGAGUUUAGGAUGCCUUAUCUCAGCCAUCAGCAGCUUCCUGCUGGAAUUCUUCCCAUGGUCCCAGAGGUUGCACAAGCUGUAGGAGCCAAUCAAGGACACCACACCAAAGAGUUCAACAGGGCAGCCCCUAAUCCUGCCAAGGCUACAGUAACAGCCAUGAUUGCUAGAGAGCUGUUAUAUGGUGGUACAUCUCCUACUGCUGAGACCAUAUUGAAGAAUAACAACUCAUCAGGCCACGUACCCCAUGGACCACUCACUAGGCCCUCUGAACAGCUGGACUAUCUUUCCAGUGUUCAGGGAAUCCAGGUGGAAUACAAAGACUUUCCAAAAAAUAACAAGAAUGAGUUUGUAUCUCUUAUAAACUGUUCCUCUCAGCCACCACUGAUCAGCCAUGGAAUUGGAAAGGAUGUAGAAUCUUGCCAUGAUAUGGCUGCACUGAACAUUUUAAAGUUGCUGUCUGAGUUGGACCAACAAAGUACAGAGAUGCCACGACAAGGAAAUGGACCAAUGUCUGUAUGUGUGAAACAAGAAAUGGAAAGUGACCCUCUCCUCAAACCGGCUAACUCAAACACUUUGGGACAAACACUGGACAGCACUGCCUGAAAAGGCUUUUGACUGGACCCAAACCUGAAAGCACCAGAGAAAAUCAAAUGCUUCCUAUUUAAUGUAACCUAACUGUUUUAGAGUGCUACAGUCUUUCCAACCUACUGUAGUAUCUAAAUCAUAACCGUUGCUUUUUCUUCAAAGUGAUAAAUUUUUAGUUUCAUUAUACUGUUUUGAUUGAAAUGACACUAUAAAUUUUUCAUUUAAAAGUUUCUUAAUUGUAUCUAGAACAAUAGCACAGUUUAGAAACUUUGUCUUCUGAGACUGAUGUUAUCUGUGAACUAACUUGGGAAGAUCAUAUCCAUGUAUGUGGUUAUUUUGUUUUUACUGAAAUAGCAAAGUUUCACUGGAAACAAAUUGUGUGCCCUCCAUUUAAAAAAAAAAAAAAAAAAAAAGUCAAGGACUUCGGCAAACUUAACUUAAUUCUCCAACGGUUGUAUGAAUUAAACAUUUUAGGAAUUUUAAACUUUGUUUGAUUUUGGUUAAUUUCUAGUUUUCUUGUGGGGAAAGGGGGGACUUGAAUGCAACAGGAGUUUAAAUAAUCUCUGAUCUAUGUUUUAAAGAUUGUGUGUGUGUGUGUGUGUGUGUGUGUGUGUAUAUAUAUAUAUAUAUAUAUAUAUAUAUAUAUAUAUAUAUAUAUAUAUAUAUGAGAGAGAGAGAGAGAUAGUGGCACACAACUCACUACAUUACAGGAUAUGAUCUCAAUGUAGUGCAUAUAAAACUGCAGAUUGAUUUUCCUUGAGUGCUUUAUACUGUUUAAUUACAUCUCCAUGUAGGGCUGAAAAAAAUUACCUAUGUUUAUAUAUAAACUGUGUUGCUUUUGAUGUUGUGUUAUUGCGCACAAUUCUGUGUGCAAUAAGUUUUUUGCAUAUGGUCCAGGUAAAGCACGAUAGCCUUGCAAGUUAAGUACUGCUUCAGUUCAUUGUUUACGCUGGAAUUUUUUCUCCCCAUGGAAUGUAAGUAAAACGUAGUGUUUGUCACCAAUAAAUGGUAAUACUAAAAA